CAGGGAGAGGAGUGUGACGAUAUGAACACUAUGAAUGGAGACGGCUGCUCCGGCCAUUGUAAGAAGGAGCCGUUCUUCAACUGUGUUGAUGAGCCGAGCAUGUGCUACUAUUACGACGGCGACGGCGUCUGUGAAGACUUCGAGCGGGAGACCGGAGUGAAGGACUGUGGCUUGUAUACGCCGAAUGGUUUUCUGGACCAGUGGGCCACCGCAGUGGAAGUGUCCCAUGAAGAUAGGCUGUACUGCCCAGCCGACGUGGCUGCAGGAUAUCCCGCUAUCACCAAGACAUGCCAGUCCAAGAUGUUUGACCUCUCUGAUGGAGUGUCCCAGUACGCCUGGUUCCCAUGUGAUCAGGCUCAGGGGGUUCCCUGGUAUCCCCAGUACUGGUUGAGGGCAUAUUUCUCACACCCUAUGGUUGCUGCGGCUGUUAUCAUCCAUUUAGCCGCAGAUGGAACGAGCUUCAUCGACCAAGCCCAGUGCAACAUUACAGUCCAGCUGAUCGACACCAAAGAGGCCAUCCACAGCUUAGGUGACUGGCGUUUGAGCUGCCGCACCAAUCCUCUGGUCAUCCCAGUAAGUCAUGACUUGAGCAUGGCCUUCUACCACACCAAAGCCAUUCUCCUGAAGUUCCGCUCCGACCUCGUGGCCAUCUCCGGUGUCGGCCUGCGCUCUUUCCAGUUCUUCGACCCAAUCACCAUCAGCGGCUGUCAGAGCAAUGAAAUAUACAACCCCAUGGGCCAGAGGUGAGCCGAGUCAAACCACGGCUUUCAUUGACCUCUCACAUUCGUAGAAGAAAAGCUUCUGUAUAGAAUCGUAAAAAGGUUUCGUCAGGUGCUAUCGUCUUUUGGAUUUAGUUUUCAUUUCAUUUUAUGAAUUAAAGCGCUCGUACACAGUUGGGGAAAAAAGAAAUUUCCCAUGUAAUAUGAUGCAUACUUUUAACUCAUGUUAUCAUUUUUGGCAUAAAGCGCUCUUAAAAAUGUAAUCAAGAACCCUAAAGUUGUUCCAAGAUGUCCA
Pimephales promelas (fathead minnow) is the source of this 1014-nucleotide messenger RNA. Lineage: Eukaryota; Metazoa; Chordata; Actinopteri; Cypriniformes; Leuciscidae. The record is from RefSeq and is a predicted model, not a curated record.